Mucor mucedo is the source of this 1372-nucleotide messenger RNA. RefSeq lists its product as uncharacterized. The transcript is spliced from 2 exons. The coding region runs from base 257 to 1267 and encodes 336 amino acids. Lineage: Eukaryota; Fungi; Mucoromycota; Mucoromycetes; Mucorales; Mucoraceae. The record is from RefSeq and is a predicted model, not a curated record.
AAAAAAUAAUUAUAAAAAAAAAAAUUCCUCUCCCCCUUCUCUCUCUCUUAAAAAACGUCACUCUCCUCAAACAAAAGUGGCGUUUACAGAAAUAAUAUCUAUUAAUAGGGCGGAUUUUUUUUUUUUAAGGAGCAAUGUCAAAUCUUUGUAUCUGACCUGCUUUAACAACUCAAAUUUUAUUUUGGUUCAAAUUUAUCUUUUUUUUUUCACUUUUUACUUUUUUUUUUAUAUAUUCUUUUUUCCAAAUAUAUACAUCAUGUCUUUUGCAGUAGAGAAUCUCUCUAAUGAUUUAAAUAGGUUGAAUUUCUCAACACCUCAUACUGCUUGGUUAAGCGGUAGUCAAAGAACAAGUAACCGUAAUUUACAAUGCGUCUCUAGUGACGACGAUGAGGAUGAUGAUGAAGAAGUGGUAGAUAGUGAAGAUGAAGAUGAUGAUGGUUUACUUACAAAACCCACACUCAUCAAGAAAAAAUCAAACGUUCCUUUGCCAAGCGAUGAAGAAGAUGAAGGCGAUGAUGAUGUGGUAGAAGAAGAAGAGGAUGAAGAUGAUGAUAACUGUGUCUUAUUUAAUAAUGGAAAGAAGGAGAUUGAUGAUGAUGAUCAAGUACUUGGGCAACACUUGAGACAUCCUUCUUCUUCUUCUAAUUUAGAUGCACCCCCUACGCAUCUGCAUCAGUUUCAGCAAUAUCAGCAACAACAAAUGGCAUAUCAGUACAGUAUUCAACAACAACAACAAUACAAUUAUCAGUUAAGACUACAACAACAACAACAUCAGCAACACCAACAACAACAAGGGGGAGGAGGAGGGGGAGGAAAGAAACAAAUGAGAAUGACAAACAUGUCCGGUAUGGACUUAUUAAUCCAACGAGAACAAGAAAAAGCCGAAUCAAAGCGACAAAAGCCCAAAUUAAACCCAAGUAAAGUAAAAAUAGAAGGGUUGCUAGGUAAAUUACCUGAAGCUGGUUCUCAUAAUAUUAAUUUUCAACAAAUACAACAACAACAUCAGCAACAACAACAACAACAACAACAACAAUCAAAGAAGAGAUAUCAUAAUCCAUCCAUGUACGAUUAUUACGCUAAUGGCAGAUCUUCGGUUCCACCCAUGAUGUAUCCUCAACAACAACAGCAACAGCAACCACAACAACAGUUUUAUCAGUUGCCUGCUUUUAUGAGUAAUGAUAAUUUAUAUACUUCCAUUAUACAACAACAACCACAAAGACCUGCAAGUUCAUUUCAACAUCAUAAACAAAGAUCUCAUGGAGAAUAAAUCAUUGUACUUUCUUUCUUAAUUUAAUAAUAAUAAAAAACAACAACACCAACCCCCCAAAAAAACCUUAAAAUAAGGGGGGGAGGAGAUGGUUGCUCAAUCUAA